AUGACUCAAGGAAAAUCUCAUAAAUCUAAAGAUUUAACACAUUUAUUAUCUGGUGAAGCAAAAUCAAGACAAAAUUCACCAUUAAAAGAUGCAUUUAAAUAUUAUAAGUUACCAGGAAUGACUUUCUUGGGAGGUGGUUUACCAUUAUCAGAUUAUUUUCCAUUUAACAAGAUAUCAGCAGAUGUUCCAACUCCAUCAUUUACAAAAGGAAUUGGUGCACCAUUAACUGAUGAAACUAAAACUACUAUUGAGGUCUUUAAAAAACCCGAGCAAAACGAACCAAACCAAAUUGAAUUAGCAAGAUCUUUACAAUAUGGUUAUACUGAAGGUCAACCAGAAAUUAUUAGUUUUUUAAAGGAACAUACUGAUAUGGUUCAUAAAGUUCCUUAUGAAGAUUGGGAUUUAAUUGCAUCUGUUGGUAAUACUGAAUCUUGGGAUUCAACCUUAAGAACUUUUUGUUCAAGAGGUGAUUCAAUUUUAGUAGAAGAAUAUUCAUUUUCAUCUGCAUUGGAAACUUCCAAUGGUCAAGGAAUUAAUAAUGUACCUGUAACAAUGGAUGAUUAUGGUAUCUUACCAGAAGCAUUAGAAAAAUUAUUAGCCAAUUGGGUUGGUAAUAAACCAAAAUUAUUAUAUACGAUUUCAACAGGUCAAAAUCCAACAGGUUCAUCAUUAAGUGCAGAAAGAAGAAAAAGAAUUUAUGAAAUAGCAUGUAAAUAUGAUAUUAUAAUUGUUGAAGAUGAACCUUAUUAUUUCUUACAAAUGGAAACUUAUACAAAGGAUAAAGAAGCAAGAAAAGCUAAAACAGUUCAUGGACAUGAAGAAUUUUUGAAAGCAAUGGUACCAUCAUUUAUUUCAAUGGAUGUCGAAGGAAGAGUAAUAAGAUUAGAUUCAUUUUCAAAAGUUUUAGCUCCAGGUUUAAGAUUUGGUUGGAUUGUUGGUCAACAAAGAUUAUUGGAAAGAUAUGUAAGAUUGCACGAAGUAUCAAUACAAUGUCCAUCCGGUUUAACUCAAUCCAUGACAAAUUCAUUACUUCAAAGUUGGGGACAAUCAGGUUAUUUAGAUUGGCUAAUUGGUUUAAGAGCUGAAUACACUCACAAAAGAGAUGUUGCCAUUGAUUCAGUGGAAGAGUUUUUCCCCAAAGAUGUUUGUUCAUAUGUACCUCCAGUUGCAGGUAUGUUUUUCACAGUUCAUAUUGAUGUAUCAAAACAUCCAAAAUUUAAAGAAUUGGGUGAAGAUCCAAUUCAAAUUGAAUCAUUGAUUUAUGAACAAGGUAUAAAGCAAGGUGCAUUAAUGAUUCCUGGUUCAUGGUUUAAAUCUGAGGGUCAAUCAACCCCACCUCAAAAGAAUUUACCAUCAAACCCUGCUCAAAAAACUUCGGUAUUUUUUAGAGGUACUUACGCUGCUGUACCUUUGGACCAAUUGGUACUUGGUUUAAAAAAAUUUGGUAAAGCGGUUAGUAUUGAAUUUGGACUUGAUUAA
Molecule: messenger RNA, 1479 nt
Organism: Lodderomyces jiufengensis
Lineage: Eukaryota; Fungi; Ascomycota; Pichiomycetes; Serinales; Debaryomycetaceae
Gene: ARO8
Product: bifunctional 2-aminoadipate transaminase/aromatic-amino-acid:2-oxoglutarate transaminase
Exons: 1
Coding region: 1-1479 (492 amino acids)
Biological process (GO): aromatic amino acid catabolic process; L-tyrosine biosynthetic process
Molecular function (GO): pyridoxal phosphate binding; L-2-aminoadipate:2-oxoglutarate transaminase activity; aromatic-amino-acid:2-oxoglutarate transaminase activity
Source: RefSeq, a predicted model, not a curated record